GCAAAUCUAGGGGUCUGUUUAAUCUUCUAUAUCAAAUCAAAAAACCCAUUAAUGAUUUUCCAAUCUAGGGUUUAGAUUUUAUGUUUUUGCAGUUGUUAGUAAUGCUGUGUUUGGUAGGGGAGAGAAGAGAGAAGCCAAGAUGAAAUUUGGGGAGGCUUUUAUGGAGUAUCUCCAUGGAGAUCAAGAGAGAUUAUUGGAUAAGUGCUCUCACGUUGAGUACAAGAGGCUCAAGAAGGUUUUAAAAAGCUGCAGGACUUGCAGGGCAUUGAAGGAUUCCAAAGGAGAAGAAGAUGAUGAGAGCCGUACAUUGGCUCAGUUUUGCCAAUUUGAAUCUUGUCCAUUGUGCGAUCAGAAGUUCUUCUCUGAAUUGGUGAAGGAGGCUUCUGAUAUAGCUGGAUGCUUCCAUUCAAGGGUUAGGCAUCUUCUCCAUUUGCAUAUUGCAACUGGAGCACAAAGAUACUUGGUACGGUUGCGUCAAUGUUUCAUGAAUGAUCAGCUGGCGAUGGUACAAGAGGGUCAGAUGCUAAUUGAAUAUGUUACAAUGAAUGCUAUUGCAAUGCGGAAAAUCCUUAAGAAAUAUGAUAAAGUUCACGGCUCUGUGAAUGGCAGAAACUUUAAAUAUAAAAUGCGGGCUGAGCACCUAGAGAUUCUGCAGUCACCUUUGUUAAUUGAACUUGGGGCUUUCUAUAUGAAUUUUUUUGAAUCUAACAGUGGAAAGUCUGAUGGUUUUUCUCGUCCAUUCUCUUGUGAUCUUAGCACUACAGAACCAGUGGUGACUUUUAUGCUUCCAGAUUCCGUGAAGUUGGAGUAUCACCUGACAUGUGCUGUCUGCUUGGAAAUUGUUUUUAAUCCUUAUGCUUUGAGCUGCGGACAUCUUUUUUGCAAACUAUGUGCUUGCUCGGCGGCUUCUGUGAUGAGCUUUCAAGGUGUUAAGGCUGCAAGUCCAGAGUCGAAGUGUCCAGUUUGCAGGGAGGUCGGGGUAUAUGCUAAUGCAGUGCACAUGAUAGAAUUGAAUAUGCUUUUGAAGAAAAGGUGUAAAGAGUAUUGGAGGGAGAGGCAGCUCGCAGAUCGUGCUGAGAUGGUGAAGCAAACGAAGGAGUUUUGGGAUUUGCAAACCAAGUAUAUGAUUGGCUAUUGA
Ilex paraguariensis (yerba mate) is the source of this 1138-nucleotide messenger RNA. Lineage: Eukaryota; Viridiplantae; Streptophyta; Magnoliopsida; Aquifoliales; Aquifoliaceae. The record is from the annotation of a GenBank genome assembly.